Molecule: messenger RNA, 351 nt
Organism: Pyricularia pennisetigena
Lineage: Eukaryota; Fungi; Ascomycota; Sordariomycetes; Magnaporthales; Pyriculariaceae
Exons: 2
Source: RefSeq, a predicted model, not a curated record
ACCAAGGGUAAAUCCUUGUGCCAGUUCCUUUUCAACACCAGGCACCACCAUGCAGCUUUGUGGUCGACCCCGGCUCCAGCUUCCGUGGGCCGAAUCCAACGCUACCUGCUUACUGGAUACUACAGUAUUCCUGGAAACGGGAAAAUGAGGGGUCGUGCUGCAGCUGGAUGGAGAGGCGCUUUGACGAUACUACCCACAUCAGACCGAGACCACACCUUUUUGCCCUUUCCUUGGCUUCUCAGGUCGUCCCCUGCAAAGGUGCGACUGACCAGCGUCUUGGGAGACAAGGGUCUGGGGGAAGCUUCCGGUUUGGCUGCGAUCGUGAACCUCACUCGCAUCAAUGCAGCUUAA